AGCGGUCAACCAUAUCUUGCAAACAGAGAGGCAUGGAUUCCUUUGUGACAACACUGCGUCGAGCGAGAGUUAAACGCACAUACCUUUCACCAACAAGAAGACAUAAUCCACAACCUCUAGGAUUGGUUUACCAAUCUCCACUGCAUCCAAAUGCACCUUAUUUUGCGAUAUGGAAUCACGAGCCGACAUUCCGACAAACGAUAAGUCGUUUUCCCGAUCUUACGUCUCACCUUGGUAUGGUCAACUUCAGCAGUGGGGAGCUUCAAUCAGGAUGGCCAUGUGACAAUAACCGUGAACCACCUUUAAUCAAGUACAGCCUUCAAUCCACAAAUAGAUUCAGCUAUCAGAAUCCCAAUUCUAUCAACUCUUUGUUCCAAGCUGCUGGUGGGUUUCAGGGAACAAGCUGUCGUCCCACCGAUGGACCAGCGAGAGGAAUUGUUCCAAGAUUAUUCCCUGUCACCUCGAAGCCAGACAAACGAGCGUCUGUUAGAAAGAUUCGGUUUUUCAAAAAUCAAUCGAGGAAGAGGAAACCAUUGCUUACCAGCAAACUUUUUCCAUAUUCGCGGAUGAGAAGUUAUUUCAGGGAUGAAAUAAACGUGCAAUUAUUAAUGAGAUAUUGUAACAAUUUCAAUGGACAGUUAUAA
Hydractinia symbiolongicarpus is the source of this 644-nucleotide messenger RNA. RefSeq lists its product as uncharacterized. NCBI's taxonomy places the organism in Eukaryota, Metazoa, Cnidaria, Hydrozoa, Anthoathecata, Hydractiniidae. The record is from RefSeq and is a predicted model, not a curated record. The transcript has 6 exons. Bases 33 to 644 code for a protein of 203 amino acids.